CUGUAGUGGAACGUUAGCUCCGUUAGCUCCGUUAGCUCGCUACCUAGCUAUGGAACAACAACAACAGUUAGCUUCGUGUUCCAGGUGUUCCAGGUGUUUCAGGUGUUCACCUCUGACAGGAUGAGAUAAGAUGGAAACUGUAACGACGGACUCGUCUGCUGCGGAGGAGGACGACAGUCCAGACUCUGAGGCUUCAUGUUUGAUGAGAGUGGAAAGAAACACCGACUGGAUCCGCCUCACACACAACACAGAGAUCACCAUCGGACGAGGUCUGGAUGUGACCCACCAGCUGCUGUCUCCAACCUGUCCUCUGAUGAUCUCCAGACUGCACUGCACCUUCAAACAGAGGGAGGAUGGACAGUGGACAGUGACAGACAAGAAGAGUCUCAACGGCGUGUGGGUGAAUGGAAACCGAAUACCCGCCGAAGAAGCCCAUCAGCUGAGGUUCGGAGACUCCAUACAACUCGGGGUUCCUGUGAUUGGAACAAAAGUGGAGUUUGACUACAUCCUCGUCCAGCGGCCCCUCAAAGACAUUAAACUCCACUUGGCUAAAGCGGCCCCCGUUCCCAAGAAGAACAAGAGGAAGUUUACCGCGGAGGAAGUUGAGCCGUCUACCUCAAAGCACAAACUCUACCGCUGCUCCUCUGCAGACAAGUCCUUUGCGAAGCCCUGCCCUCUGUCGCCAGUGAAACGGCAGCAGAGGCUCAGUCACACCCAGCCGGAGGAAACUGGACCCAGCAGACAAGUCCAGGAAGUAGACCGGCUCUCAGAUGGCUCCUGUGCUCCGUGUGAUCUGGACAACUUGCAGAUGUACAGCCAGAACAUCCUGAUGCUGAGGGAGCAGGUAGUCGACACCCAGAGGCAGGUAGCCUCGCUGGGGGGGGAGCCCCAGCAGGCUGACCCGCUCAGAGAGGAGCAUGUCAGGGAGCUGCAGGGUCAGCUGGAGACGCUCCGAGCCAAGAUGCACCGGAUGGAGACGUUAGAGAAGUCCUUCAGUGAAACUAAGAGGCAGCUAGAGGCAGAGAAAACACAGCAACAAGAGGAGCUUUUGAAAAAACAGUUGGAAGAAGCCUUGCAGGAGCAAAAGAAAGUAAUAGACGAACUCGCCCUUUCUCGGGAAGGCUUUGAGGAGAUUCUCUUGGCCAAAAACAAAGAGCUAGAAGUGACAAAGGAGGAGAAAGAAAAGGCCAAGGCCCAAAAGGAGGAAGUAGUUACACAAGUGACUGAAGUUUUGGAGAACGAGCUUCAGUGCAUCAUCUGCUCCGAGCUCUUCAUUGAGGCGGUCAUCCUGAACUGCGCUCACAGCUUCUGCAGGCACUGCAUCGAGCUGUGGCGGAAAAAGAAAGACGAGUGUCCGAUCUGCCGACGGGCCAUCCAGUCCCAGACCCGCUGCCUGGCGCUGGACAACUGCAUCGACAGCAUGGUGGACAACUUGAGCCUGGACCUGAAGUUGAGGCGGCAGACGCUCAUCACGGAGAGGAAAGCAGCUCUCUCCGUUCAGGUGAUGGUGAUCCACGAUGACGACAGCAGCAGGAGCAGCGGGAGCAGCCGGAGCAGCGGGACCGGGAGCGGCUUUGGCACCGACAGUGACGGCAGCAUGUUGUCCGUGGACAGUAGCCUGAGCUCCGUGGUCUCCGUGUACACAGACAGUAGCGUCCACUUGGACUCCAGUCCCUUCUACAUCGGCUACUCUGAUGAGAGUGCCGAUGAGGUUGAGGAUUAGCCCUUUUCCUCCUCUGGGCUGUAAAUGUGACUUUUUUUUGGUGUUGAUGUUUGCAUCUCUCUCUCACCUGGAUUGUUCCCGGAAUAAAGCUGCAAAGUUCGGUCUCAUCGUGAGUCCAUUAAUUCAGCUUUAAAGGUUUAUGUUUAUCUCUUUGUAAAAUAUCAGUUUUGUCUUUAAUUUCAACAAAAGGAAUAAAGUUUCUUCCUACGCAUUUUCACAGG
Molecule: messenger RNA, 1944 nt
Organism: Sebastes umbrosus (honeycomb rockfish)
Lineage: Eukaryota; Metazoa; Chordata; Actinopteri; Perciformes; Sebastidae
Gene: rnf8
Product: ring finger protein 8, E3 ubiquitin protein ligase
Exons: 9
Coding region: 131-1723 (530 amino acids)
Biological process (GO): protein K48-linked ubiquitination; ubiquitin-dependent protein catabolic process; double-strand break repair
Cellular component (GO): cytosol; site of double-strand break; nucleus
Molecular function (GO): ubiquitin protein ligase activity; histone binding
Source: RefSeq, a predicted model, not a curated record